This is a messenger RNA of Microplitis demolitor, 7214 nucleotides long. Its product is annotated as cell adhesion molecule Dscam2. The transcript is spliced from 30 exons. Gene Ontology annotation, molecular function: protein binding. Gene Ontology annotation, biological process: cell-cell adhesion; axon guidance. Bases 722 to 6643 code for a protein of 1973 amino acids. Gene Ontology annotation, cellular component: plasma membrane; axon. The record is from RefSeq and is a predicted model, not a curated record. Lineage: Eukaryota; Metazoa; Arthropoda; Insecta; Hymenoptera; Braconidae.
ACCAACAUCUCUCGCCUCCGUUCCCAGUCUUAAAUUAAUUUUAUGCACUUAAUUUAGCUAAGAAUAACUAAAUAAUAAUAAAUUAUCUGCAUAAAGUCCUUACAAGUAUAUUGAGACAAUAAUUCUCAUAAAUCGUGCCAGGCUGAAAUUAAUCAUAAAUAUUCAUGUCAGGGUCUAGGACAUAGAAGUUUAAUUACGAAGCAACGUCUCCAACGAAAAACAAUAUGGCCGCUGAUGGCGCUGGAAUGUUGGGAGUUCGUUGGAUAAAAAAAUAGUGUAGCAAGUGUUUAUUUAAAUUCUUUUGUGAGUUUGUGUUCAGUAAGUUAGUCAGUUUAGUGAAUUAGUGAGUUGUGUUAGUAAGUGAAUCAGUGAUUUUAGUGUGUUAGUGAGUGAGUUAGUAAGUGAAUCAUGAUCCUGAAAUUAGCCGAUGUCGAAUUAUUUUAUGAGUGAAUGUAGCAGACAUCAGAUAAAUUUAAGCUUAUUAAUAGACAAAUCAAAAAAUUAUUAGCUGGCUAAUUUCAGUAUCACAGUGAAUCAGUGAGUUUAGUGUGUAAGUAAGUGAACUAGUGAUUAGAAAAGUGCGAAGUUUGUCGUUAAGUGAGAUCGCUGAUGAAUCCAAGCUGCAAAUUCAACAUCAUGGCCAAGUUUCCCAGAGAUCCAAGGCACGGUGCACUAACAGUUAUUUGGAGGAAGCUGAAUCGACGUAACGUUCCACGGCAGAAUGGCCAGUUGGUCGUUGAGAGCUGUGCUCCUGUCCAGCGCUCUUAUCCUCGUUCGUGGUCGAGGAACACUGCUGGACAGCCAAGGGCCAGUUUUAACGUCCGAGCCACGAUCGACAGUAGAAUUUUCCAAUGACACAGGAGCAAUGUUACAUUGUUCAGCUCAUGGGAGUCCAGGACCGAGAGUAGAUUGGUUAAUGGGUGAUGGCUCGCCUGUGCAUCCUAUUCCCAACAUCCGAGAGAUACUAGUCAAUGGUUCAAUGUACUUUCUGCCAUUUGGUGCUGAAAGCUACCGUCAUGACGUUCAUUCUGCCGUGUACAGGUGCCAAGCGUCCAACAGCGUGGGACGAGUGCUUGGGCGUGAAGUUAAUGUCAAAGCUGUGGUUCGUCAGAAGUACCAAGUUGGAGUUAAGGACUCCCAUGUACUAGCGGGAAAUACUGGAGUCUUGAGAUGUGACAUUCCAACACACGCUAAGGAAUACGUUUCUAUUACAUCUUGGGUUCAAGACUCAGCUUUUAAUAUUUAUCCAGCUCCUGAAAGUGAUGGAAAGUAUCACAUGCUACCCACUGGCGAACUUCUAAUUUUCUCAGUAACCGCAGCUGACACUCAUUACGGAUAUCGAUGUAGAACCGUCCAUCAUGUAACUGGAGAUACCAUUGAAAGCUCAAAUCAUGCCCGGCUUAUAGUCACAGAGCAUCGAAAUCCAGAGCCCCCGCGUAUCAAUGAACGAAUGAAUCCAUCCCCAGUACGUACAGGAGAGACAAUAGUACUAUCGUGUAUUUCUCAGGGUGGAAAUCCGCCACCGAUGUACUCGUGGUAUCGGGAGUCAAUUGGUGGUACUGAUGCUAUAGUUAAUUCUGAGAGGAUUCAUGCCAGAGGGGGCGUACUCAUCAUUCAAUCAGCGAGAGUUGAAGACGCAGGUCGUUAUGUAUGCCAUGUUAACAACACUGCUGGCUCUGAACGAGUUGAGCUUGAAGUCUCGAUUAUUAGCAGUCUUUCUAUUCAUCUAGCUCCUCAACAAGUGACUAUUGAUUUGGGUAAAGACGGAAAAUUUCAAUGCGCGGUGACAGGACAACCGACUCCGAUAAUAACUUGGGCGAAAGAUGGUCUUCCGGUGAGAGAAGGUGCUGGUAGAAUAAAAGUACUUGGUAAUGGUGGAUCAACUCUUCAUAUAUCCUCAGUGACGAGGGAUGACAAAGGAAUGUACCAAUGUUUUGCCAAAAAUGACUAUGAGAUGGUUCAAGCUACUGCCGAGCUUCGAUUAGGCGACGCUGCUCCACAACUUGUAUAUAAAUUUAUCGAGCAGACUAUACAGCCAGGACCCAGUGUUUCCCUGAAAUGUAUUGCGACUGGAAACCCGACGCCACAUUUCACGUGGACCCUAGAUGGAUUUCCUCUGCCUCAAAAUGACAGAUUCAUGAUUGGACAAUACGUGACAGUACACGGCGAUGUAAUAUCACAUGUAAACAUAAGUACUGUGAGAGUUGAAGACGGAGGCGAGUAUCGUUGCUCAGCAGGGAAUCGCGUAGCCAAAGUUCAUCACGCAGCCCGUCUAAAUAUCUAUGGUCUGCCGCAUGUCCGACCGAUGGGAAACUAUGCCGCGGUGGCAGGUGAAACAACAGUCAUAAAAUGUCCCGUUGCUGGAUUCCCGAUCGCGAGUAUUACAUGGGAAAAAGAUAGUCAAGUUUUACCAACAAGUAGAAGACAAGAAGUGUCGUCAAAUGGUACACUGGUUCUUCAUAAUGUAGACAGCAGUACAGAUCGCGGUUCUUAUACAUGUACUGCAAAAAAUAAACAAGGUCACUACGACUCUCAAACAGUACAAAUAGAAGUAAAAGUUCCACCUAGCAUAGCUCCUUUUAGCUUUAACAAGGACCUAUCAGAGGGUGUGCGGGCACAAGUGGCCUGCGUUAUUGAAAAGGGCGACCCGCCAUUUACGAUAAUAUGGUCGAAAGACGGGGAAUCAAUUGCAACAUCAUCCCCAACAAAUUUUGGAUCUGCUAGUACAACAGUUACACACAAAAACAACUUACCGAGCAACGUUGCUGGAUUACGUGUUACCAGCAUGGAUAUUCACUCCAGUACCAUCUCAAUCGACCGUGUUACUGCCGCUCAUGCUGGCAAUUAUACCUGCAUUGCACGCAACUCCGUUGCCGAAGUUUCUUCUACUGCCCAAUUAGUUGUUCGUGUACCUCCUCGUUGGGUAAUGGAGCCGCAAGAUGUUCACGCACCAGAAGGCAUGUCCAAACUGAUGCUUCAUUGUCAUGCCGAUGGGUUUCCACCGCCUUCUGUCACAUGGCGUCGUGGUACAGGAACUAGACCUGGCAGUUAUCAUGACAUUGCUAGUCAUGAACAUGCACAAGAGCUGAGAAUUCAUUCAAAUGGAUCACUGGUCUUUGGCCGAGUUCAAGAGGAUCAUGAGGGCUACUAUCUAUGUGAAGCUGUUAAUGGAAUUGGUGCUGGACUUAGCAAAGUUGUUUAUUUAACUGUUAAUGCUCCAGCCCGUAUUGUAGAGAAGCAUCGCAAUCAAACAGCUCGGCUCGGCUCAAGAGCUUCUCUACGUUGUGAAGCCAAGGGUGAUCAUCCGCUAAACAUUGUAUGGAGGCGAGCUGGCUCGCAAUUGGAACCGGCGGUAUCCGAUUAUCGGUAUAUGGUUAAGGAAAUGAAUACCACAGAUGGUGCUGUUAGUAUUCUCGAGCUCAUUAGUACUUCUAGAGAGGAUAGCGGUAGAUAUUUUUGUACAGUAUCAAAUGCUUAUGGCGGUGAUGAAAUGACUAUGCAUUUGUAUAUACAAGAACCUCCGGAUUUCCCUAGGAAUAUCCACGUAUUAGAGAAAGGAAGCCGUUACAUUAAAUUAGGGUGGACUAGUAGUCAAGAUGGAAAUAGUCCGAUUACUCAAUAUAUUAUUGAAUAUAAAACAGAUUCAGAAAUUUGGCACGACCACACGUUCCACGCGACAGUUUCUGGAACGCAAACAUACGGUCAUGUGAAUGGUUUGCGGCCUGCUACAAGCUAUCAGUUUCGGGUAUUUGCUGAGAACGAAUUGGGUCGUAGUCAAGCGAGCGAUAUACUCGAAGUAACAACAGACGGUGAAAAGCCUGGAGGACCGCCACGCAAUCUCAAAGUCGAACCAAUUAGUUCAACUGACUUUAAAGUCAGUUGGGAUCCGCCUGAUCAAGAUCUAUGGAAUGGAGAAAUUCUUGGAUACCACGUCGGCUUCAAAGAACACAGAUUAUCUGCUGAGCAGUAUACAUAUAAGACAGUAGAAGGACGUCCAAUAUCAGCGAGUGCGACUUUAGGACUUGCGCGAACUGCCAUUCCCGGUCGUCAAUGUCAGUUGACAAAUUUACGAAAGUAUACACGUUACAGUGUAAUUGUCCAAGCAUACAAUGCGUUGGGACCGGGACCAAUGACUUCUGAAGUUGUUGCCACCACCCUCGAAGACGUGCCGAGUAGCCCGCCUCAAGAUAUACGAUGUACAGCAUUAUCUUCUCAAUCACUUCAAGUAUCUUGGGAAGCACCCCCGGAUACAAGUUUGAAUGGAGUUCUUCGAGGUUUCAAAGUUAACUGGGAGAGUAUGGACGCAGUUACUGAGACUACUAAAUACGAUACUAAGAUAACAACGGCGCUGACGAUUGUUAUAAACAGCUUGGAAAAGUACACAAAUUAUUCGAUACAAGUUGCGGCAAUGACCCGGCCCGGCGAUGGCGUACCAUCAGCUCCAAUUUAUUGUAAAACGAAAGAAGACUUGCCAGAAGUACCUGCCGGUAUUAAAGCCGUUGCUAAUUCGAAUGAAUCAAUAAUUGUGUCCUGGUUACCACCGUUGAAAGCGAAUGGCGUGAUAACUUCGUACUAUGUUUAUAUUAAAAGUGAAGAUACUGACGGCAAGUGGUACAAGCAGACGCUUAAGGCGCACAAAACAAGUUACAGAGCUGAAAAUCUUCACAAGCGAACCCAAUAUUCAUUUCAUGUUGCUGCUGUUACGUCUGUUGGUGAAGGUUCUAAGACACCAUCUGUUACUGCAUCCCCUUCUAGUCAUGUGCCUGCAGCAAUUUAUUCAUUUGGAAUGAGCCCGAUUGUUCCGUGGAAACAAGAUGUUACUUUGCCAUGCCAGAGUGUGGGAAAACCGUCACUUCUAUGGAAGCAAUGGGGUCAAGUAGUUAAAGCGUCCGGUAGAAUAACGAUUCAUACAGACGGUUCAUUACAUAUUACUGAUCUUCAUCGUGAGGACAGUGGUAAUUACACUUGUCACGUUGAAAAUCAACAUGGGUCUGAUCAAAUUACUCAUAAGUUAAUUGUUCAAGUACCGCCAUCAGCUCCGCUACUUCUCGCUACAAGUACAACAAGUAAUUCAAUAAGUGUCCAGUGGAAACCCGGUGACGACGGUGGUGCACUUACACGAGGUUACAUACUUCAUUACAAACGUAAAUUCGGAGAAUGGGAAGAGGUCAAAGUGUCACAUAAAAUAAACGGUUAUUUAUUGUCACAACUCUGGUGCGGUACUGAGUACCAGAUAUAUCUCACUGCCUACAAUAGAAUUGGUAUGGGUUCGCCCAGCGAAUUUGUCAAAGCAACAACAAAGGGAUCUAAGCCAGCAAAUUCCCCCGGCAAUAUUGAAAAAUUUAUCACCGUCAACGUGUCAUGGAUUGUUCUACAUCUAAGUAUUUGGAAUGACGGUGGUUGUCCAAUCACGUGGUUUGAACUCGAGUACAGAAAAAAUAAUGAAGAGUUAUGGACACUUGUGUCCAAUAAUAUCGAAGUUCAAAAAUCAUACACAUUAAGUGAACUUCAGCCAGGUACUAGUUAUGAUAUACGUGUAAGAGCUCACAAUAAUGCUGGUUCUUCAGUUGCUGAGUAUAAAAUAACAACACUUCAGCCUCAUAUCACUACAACACUGCCUACUGUGGAAAUAGAUCAAUAUAUUCCACAACAAUCUUCCGUGCUAGCUGAUUUAAAAUUAAUAGUACCAUUGGUUUUAUGUUCAUUUGCUAUUAUUGCCACUGCUGGUGCUGUAUUUUACUGUUUUAGAAAACGUCCUUUGUUAGGCGACAUUGGCAGCCUUCACGAUGCUCAAACAGCCGCUGCGCUGGACAAUAAACAAAAUAUGGAGCAGCGAGAACAAUAUUACGCGACUGUACGGAAACCAUUGAGAUCACCAAUCCAUGAAAUGGGAACUCUUGAACGUAUUCCUGAAUACUCGGAAGAUAUCUACCCGUACGCGACAUUCCAAUUGAAGGAAAGUGUCCCAGCCGGUGGAGAUAGUCGUUGUGAUUCGGCGGCUCCACUUCAAACUUUUGUUUAUCAUGACCCAAGACUCUCUACUGCCGACACUCUACAAUUACGUGAGUCGGAUUGCAACCGGUACACUAAGGUGCGCGGAGGCCGUUCGUCCUCUGCGCCGUUGCAUAAAACCCACAAGGUCAAUCAGGGCAAGUCCGAGUCGGAGGAAUACGACACCCUGGGCUCGGACAGCGACACUGAAGUCGGGACCAGCAGCCGAACUGAGUCUUCCAAUCACCUCGUCGAUUCGCACCACUCGGCUUUUGCAACUGACGCGCGUGUUCACAACUUCUUGUACCAUGGACCAGAAUCUAGCACGUCUACGGAACCCUCACCGAUUUUUGAGAGAAAAUCGUUUCCUGGAAGGGGACGACCCAAGAUGUUACAGUUGGCGCGUUAUACCGGCGAGGAGACCCGUACAAGUUUCGGGACAAUCCCCAGGCCUGGGAAUCCCAAGCACCAGCAGGGUAAUAGGACCCGGGAACAGCAGGAGCGUGGGGAUGCAGGAUCAGGAAACCUGUUCAUCGCCAAAUUGGACCCACCCUCGGGGUUCUCCGACACGCUCGAGCUAAGUGAGGCCGAGUGCGACCUCGAUCGUGGUCACGGUGCCCAGCGAAGACGAGACUUCGUUAUUGCGGUGUAAAUAAUUGUGCAAAUGCUAUUUAAUAUUUAUUAUUAUUAUUAAUAUUAUUAAUAUAUUGGAGCCGAUUGAUGAGAUAGUAAACAAAUUUAAGUGAAAGAGAACCUCGAGUGGAAAAAAUAAAAUAAUUAAAUGGGAUUUUGAAACGAUAAAUGUAAGAAAAAAUAUCAACUUAUCUUAUACAUCAAAUUGUUCAUCUGUCCCUCCGUUAAAUAAUUAAAGUACUUAUGUAAUUUAUGUCUUAAUUACAUAAUGUGUUAUAAGGAAAAAUUGUUCACCCACAUGCUCACGUUUUAAACUAACGAAUUGACUUAAACGAAAACAAAUUAAAUUAAAUGUUAAUCUAAUUAAUUGAUUAAUUAAUUAAUUAAAAAAAACUAAAUCAAUAAAAACGAAAUUUAUGUAAAGUUAUUUAAAUUUUAAAAUAAAGUUAUUUAAAAGACGUAGCCAUAGUUUUGGCGCGCACGGCACUAACUUUUAAAUCGUAAGUUUAAAACAAAAAAUAAAAAUAAAUUUUUCAUGUCUUGGAUUCGUAUUCUAAUUUAAAAAAAAAACCUUUUUAAAAAAAAUAAAA